GUAAUAUAUCAUGAGUUAUUCAUUUGACAUUUAUUAAUAUCAUCAGCUUAAAUUAAAGUAUUCCUAAAUGGAGAUAAGUGUGUUGUGAUAUCCUACUGGUUUAAUAAUGGGCCUAAGAAGCCCAGUAACGAGUAUUUCCUUUUUUUGGUUACCUACCUGGAAAUUUAUAUUUAAGAAUAAAAAAAUAAAAAAGGGAGAGGGUAAAUAACCUCGCGAAGGAUUUGUGGGGUUUGUUGCUGGGCGGGUCUCUUCCCUCGGCGGUUACCUUCAUCGAAUUCGAUCUUCUUCUUCCUUGAGCCAAAGCUCGAAAUCGUUAAAUCUUCCUCGUAAAAUUUCUACUAGAAAUUGACGCGAGGGGAAGCCUAAUCGCGUGAAUUAGAAGAGAAGAGAAGAAACAAACGCCUCGUUGUUGUUGUUGGUGGUGGCGAGAGAUGCGAUCGCAGCUGUUGGCUUCGCCGUGGCGGCGAGUCAGUGAUGAGCGGUUGCUUCUGUGGUUUUCUCCGGCGGGGAGCAACCGAUUUUGAAUGGGAUUUAAGCUGCAGAUGAGCUGGAUGCCGAGUCUACUGAGUCAGAAGCGUAGGAAUGGUCCUCCCUUAGGGUUACGCAAUCUCGGCAACACCUGCUACCUCAAUAGUGUCCUUCAGUGCCUCACUUACACUCCUCCUCUCGCUAAUUAUUGUCUUACUCACAAACACUCCUCUCACUGUGACUCAUAUGUGGAUGGGGAACGGAAACGGGAUUGCCCUUUUUGCAUAGUUGAGAAAAGAAUAGCAAGGUCUCUUAGUGUGGAUCUUACAACCGAUGCGCCUAACAAGAUUUCAAGUUGCCUCAAAAUUUUUGCUGAGCAUUUUAAGUUUGGGCGUCAAGAGGACGCUCAUGAGUUCUUGCGGUAUGUCAUUGAUGCAUGCCACAAUACGUCUGUCCGCCUGAAGAAGUUGCGAGUGAAGGGGAAUGAGCCCUUUAAUGGCAAUUCUGCAGUGAAAGAGAUUUUUGGUGGUACUUUGCAGAGCCAGGUGAAGUGUUUGUCAUGUGGUGCGGAGUCGAAUAAAGCGGAUGAAAUUAUGGAUAUCAGUCUCGAAAUUUUGCACAGUAACUCAGUCAAAGAAUCAUUGCAAAAGUUCUUUCAAUCUGAGAUUUUAGACGGCAACAACAAGUAUAAAUGCGAGACCUGUAAGAAAUUGGUGACGGCAAGGAAGCAGAUGUCAGUACUCCAAGCGCCUAAUAUCCUUGUUAUCCAAUUGAAAAGGUUUGAGGGUAUUUAUGGUGGGAAGAUUGAUAAAGCAAUUUCAUUUGGUGAGAUUCUGGUUCUCUCGAACUUCAUGAGUAAAGCAAGCAAGGACCCUCAAACGGAAUACAAGCUAUUUGGAAUAAUUGUGCAUGCAGGACUUUCUCCUGAAUCUGGGCAUUAUUAUGCAUACGUUAAGGAUUCCUUGGGUCAAUGGUAUUGCUGCAAUGAUUCACUUGUCUCACGCUCCACCUUGCAGGAGGUUUUGUCAGAGAAAGCUUAUAUCCUGUUUUUCAGCCGUUCAAACCAGAGGCCAGUAUCUGCACAAAUUCUGGUAACAACAAAUGGGACUACAUCUCAUGAGGUUAAUGGCUGCGAGACAUCGAAGCCUCAGAAGUUUAUUGGACCCCUUAAUGGUGUGAACAUGAAACUUCAAGCCGACCAGUCCUUCCAGAAGGAUAACCUGGUUCCUACAAAGCCCCAUAAAUUUAUUGGACCCAAAGCACGAAACCAGCAGGCCCUCCAAGAGGAUAACCUACUUUCUUCCAAAGUUGAAAAGGCGCCUCUAAUGCCACAUGCGAAGGUCAGUAUCAACCUUGGUGCGAAAAGGGUCUCUCCUUCUGUCAAUGGUAGACUUUCUUUCCACCAAGAUGAGAACAUAGCUCCAAAGGCGAACAAAGAGAAUAGUGUAUCAGUUUCAUCAACUAGAGUUUUCUCUGGCACGGAGAGAAAAUUUGGUACUGAAAAUGGUGGCAAUGGAGUUAAAGAAAACGGCACUGCACCAGGUAGUAGUAAUCAUAAAGUGACAUUGCAACCACAUGAGCGUAGUAAUGGCUUCAGCAAUGGGGGUGAUCACAACAAGGAUAACUUAAAUCCAUGCAAGAGUAAUGGCUCACAUAAUGGAACUGAUCAGCAGGAAACUGAGAAGAACGGUGUUACUACCACUCAAUCCAAAGCCAUGGGCUCUUCAACAAAGAAAGACCCUUGCAUUUUGCUCAGAAAAGAUGAAUCAUCUCGGAAUGAACUUGAAGCAAUUAAAGAGAGCCUAAAGAAAGAUGCGCUGUCACAUCUACGGUCAUGCGGAUGGUAUGAAAAAGUACACAUAUCCAUGCGUGCCAAGAAGAGAUUGCGUACAGAGCAAGAAGAAGGAGAGGAUGGUAACGACUUGAAGAGGAGGUUGAUUGAAGAUGUAAAAACAAGUUUAAAAUCGCAGAUUCCAGAGGAAUUAAAAGCAGAUCUUGUAAACCGUAUCUGGGAAAUCAGCAAGAAGAAGUACUCGUGAACGAUUGCUUUGUUUAAACCAAAAUGACUCAAUCUCUGGAUACUUAAAAGCCUCUAUCUACUUGGUUGCCUACAACACAAUCGCUCUCCCCAGUCCUCAUUUUCCAUCGUUGCUUAACCCAUCUGGUUGGUGUGAUACAGAGAGAGUGGAUCGAGAUUUUUUUCCUGUGAGGGUCUUUAUUAUUUUUACAUUUUUGGAAGAGAGUAAAAGUAAAUUACCGGAAAAGGAAAAAAAAAAGAAAGAUAAUAUAUAUAACUCAUUCUGUAUAAUAUAAAGCCUUCUUUUUUUCCUCUUAUCGAUGAAACUUGACACAAAUUUGUUAUUAGUCUUGUGGAAAUUAUAUAAGAGUGUUCUUGGA
Capsella rubella is the source of this 2865-nucleotide messenger RNA. Its product is annotated as ubiquitin carboxyl-terminal hydrolase 25. Gene Ontology annotation, biological process: protein deubiquitination. NCBI's taxonomy places the organism in Eukaryota, Viridiplantae, Streptophyta, Magnoliopsida, Brassicales, Brassicaceae. The transcript has 8 exons. Gene Ontology annotation, molecular function: cysteine-type deubiquitinase activity; cysteine-type endopeptidase activity. The record is from RefSeq and is a predicted model, not a curated record. Bases 525 to 2507 code for a protein of 660 amino acids. Gene Ontology annotation, cellular component: cytosol; nucleus.